Salarias fasciatus (jewelled blenny) is the source of this 1139-nucleotide messenger RNA. RefSeq names its product G-protein coupled receptor 35-like. Bases 98 to 961 code for a protein of 287 amino acids. Gene Ontology annotation, cellular component: plasma membrane. Gene Ontology annotation, molecular function: G protein-coupled receptor activity. The transcript has 2 exons. The record is from RefSeq and is a predicted model, not a curated record. Lineage: Eukaryota; Metazoa; Chordata; Actinopteri; Blenniiformes; Blenniidae. Gene Ontology annotation, biological process: positive regulation of Rho protein signal transduction; phospholipase C-activating G protein-coupled receptor signaling pathway.
AGAACAUACAAGCAACAAGUUCAUGUUAUAACAGACGAGUGAGGUUAUUCAGCAAAACUGAAUCCACGUGGGACACGCCUUCCAGAUAAAGUUCAGAAUGAAUAAUACCGACAACACUUGUACCAUCAACACCAACAGCAGUGAUUGUACAGACAAUGUGCUUCUGGGUUUGGGUUACAGCGUUGUGUUUCUCCUGGGUUUUCUCGCCAAUGCAGCUGCUCUGUGGGCCUUCAUUGGCAAACGGAAGUCUUGGACAGACACACACAUCUACAUGUUGAACCUGGCCAUAGCCGACUCCCUCUUGGUGAUCUUCCUUCCCUUCAGGAUCUAUGACUCCUUCUUCUGCCUGCCAAAGACCAGACUGUGUACUUUCCUCAUUUAUCUACACUUCGCCAACAUGUAUGCCAGCAUUGGGACCACGACGGCCAUCAGUGUGCAGCGCUACCUGGCUGUCAGGUUCCCAGUGAAGGCCAGACUAUGGAAGAGGAAGAAAGAGGCGGCUUUCGUUGUGUGUUUAGUCCUCUGGGUUGUUCUAUUGAUCAUGUGUGUUGUUUUCCGAGAGGAGAAUUAUCCCAAGAACCUGUGGGCAUGUUUUGACAGGUGUAAAGAUCGUCCACUUAGUUUCAAGUUUGUUUUGCUUCUUGUAGUUUUUGGUUUCUUCGUUCCAUUGUUGGUUGUUGUGUUUUGUUCCAGUCGGAUCAUCUGUAUUUUGCAAAAGAAAGGAAAAGACCUGAAAAGCACCAGUGGCAUUGUCACAGCAAACAUGAUUGUUUUCAUCAUUUGCUACACACCUAUCCAUGUUGCUUUUCUUGUUAAUCACUUCAAUGUCGUACCUGAAAACUGGAAAUGUACAUAUAUACCUGAACAUGUAUUUUUAGUUGUCUCUGAAUGGAUCGCCGCCACAAACUGCUGCUUUGAUUCUAUCAGCUAUUACUUGUUAUUAAAAAGGUUUUACUCAUAAUCUUCCAUCCAUGCAAGUCCGGGUCAGAGGAGCAGGAUCCAGUUCAAGGUCACACUGGGUGAAGUGCAGCUCCAAAACCUGAACUUUUAGAAACUGUAAAGAACAUGAAUUCAUUUCAUUGUGAACAAGUUGAUAUUUCAUGUUUCAAGCCAAACUCAGAGUUUGCUUUUGUUUUUGU